This is a messenger RNA of Salvia splendens (bonfire salvia), 1341 nucleotides long. Its product is annotated as probable leucine-rich repeat receptor-like protein kinase At1g35710. The record is from RefSeq and is a predicted model, not a curated record. Lineage: Eukaryota; Viridiplantae; Streptophyta; Magnoliopsida; Lamiales; Lamiaceae. Bases 1 to 1341 code for a protein of 446 amino acids. Gene Ontology annotation, molecular function: protein binding. The transcript has a single exon.
AUGACGAAUUAUCCAACCAAAUAUCUUCUUUUCCUCCUCAUCUUCCACUCCAUUUUCUUCGGGUUCGGGAUUCGACAAUCCCGAGCUUGCCACCCUACGGAUAGUGAGGCGCUCCUCGAUUUCAAGAGAAGAAUCACUUCCGAUCCCUCGGUAUUGCUUGGCUCUUGGAUUCCUAGCAAAGAUUGUUGCACAUCAUGGGACGGAAUCAAGUGCGACCCUUCAACAGGCCGAGUCAUCAAUUUGGAUCGUCCCGGGCUUUAUUCCGACAGCAGUGGUGAUCGUAUAGACACCUCAAUGUCUGGAACACUAUCCCCAUUUCUUGGGAAUCUCUCUUCCCUUCAACUUCUCAAUCUGGCCUCACUGCAGAACUUAACGGGCCCCAUCCCGUCUGAAAUAGGCAAGCUUACUAACUUGCGCAAAAUGUACCUCGGAUCAAACAGUCUCGAAGGAUCAAUCCCGAGCUCCAUUGAGGGCAUGAGUCGACUACAAAUCCUUACUCUUAACCAAAACCAUCUCAUGGGCCCCAUCCCCCAUAAUCUUUUCAAGAAACUGACAUCGCUUACAUAUGUCGAUUUUAGCCGCAACAAUUUGACCGGAAGCGUGCCUGAGUCCAUAGGAAACCUAUCCAAUCUCGGGUUCUUGUUUCUCCAAAACAAUCGCCUCAGCGGAAGUAUCCCACCAUCCAUCGGAAACAUGAAAUCCCUCCAAUUAAUCUAUCUAUCCAACAACGACCUUUCCGGCCCGAUCCCGAACUCUAUCGGCAACCUACGACUAGCUCACACCCUGAAUCUCGAAAACAACACUCUUAGCGGCAACAUCCCCACGAGCAUCCGCAACAUGACGAGUCUUGUCAACAUAUUACUCGCCAACAACAACUUCACCGGCAAAAUCCCACUAACCCUAUCAAGACUCGAGCAGCUAUCACACCUAGACCUAUCUAGGAACAGGCUUUCCGGCCCGAUCCCACCCCAACUCGCCAAAUUGCGCAACCUCGGAAAUCUAUUCCUAUCCAGAAACGGGCUUUCCGGCCAGAUCCCACCCCAACUGGCCAAAUUGCGCAGCCUCGGAUAUCUAGUCCUGUCUAGAAACAGGCUUUCCGGCCCGAUCCCACCACAACUCGCCAACUUGAGCAGCCUCGGAUUUCUAGACCUUUCUGGAAACUCCCUCACAGGGAAGAUUCCGGAGGGAAUCUUGAAUCUUGAAUAUCUCGUCCAGUUUAAUGUUUCGUGGAAUCAGUUGAGUGGGAAGAUUCCGCUUCAUAGAUUCGAUUUUCCGGCUUCGGGGUUUGCUGGGAAUCCUGGUUUAUGUGGAGCGCCACUUGCUCCGUGUAACAACUACUAG